GCCAACAACAGUGUGUAGCCCUGGCAAGGAAGACACCAGCGUGGGACAGCCAUGGCACCCAGGACAGGGGGCCCAAGCCACCUGCUGCUGACGGUGGCCGCUGUCCUGAUGCUGCCCACGAGGCCCCCUGGCUCCUGGGGAGCUCGGAUCAUCGGAGGUCGAGAAGUGACACCCCACUCCCGGCCCUACAUGGCCUCCGUGAGCUUUGAGGGCCAGCACCACUGUGGAGGCUUUCUGCUCCAGGCCCGCUGGGUGGUCUCAGCCGCCCACUGCUUCAGUGACAGGGACCCUCGUAUGGGCCUGGUGGUGCUCGGGGCCCAUGUUCUACACCCCUCGGAGCCCACGCAGCAGGUGUUCAGCAUCACAGCUGUGGUGAAGCACCCCAAGUACCAGCCUGAGACCCACGCCAAUGACAUCUGCCUGUUGUGGCUGAACAGCUCUGCAGUCCUGGGUCCAGCAGUGGGGCUACUGAGGCUGCCUCGAAGAGGCGCUCGGCCCCCUGCAGCCGGGACACCGUGUCGCGUGGCUGGCUGGGGCUUCGUGUCAGACUUUGAGGAUGCUCCACCUGGACUGAUGGAGGCUAAGGUCCAGGUGCUAGGCUUAGAUGUCUGCAACAGCUCAUGGCGUGGCCAGCUGAGCCCUGCCAUGCUCUGCACACACAGCGGGGACCGACGGAGGCGUGGCUUCUGCUCGGCAGACUCUGGGGGGCCCCUGGUGUGUGGGAGCCGGGCUCAUGGCCUUGUCUCCUUCUCAGGCCUGUGGUGUGGGGACCCCAAGACACCGGAUGUAUACACACAAAUGUCUGCCUUCGUGGCUUGGAUCUGGGACGUGGUUCGGGGCAGCCCCCCACCUGGGAUUUUAGGGCACCCCAGAUGAAUGGCAAGCUAUUCUCAGCAGCUUGGAUAUAGAAUAAUCUGGAACCCAGAAACUGGAGCCCUGGUGUCCAGAGAAGGAGGCUUUCAUUCCAAAUGAAAAAAGGCCAAAUGAAGUUGGGCACUGGUGGCUCACACCUGUAAUCCUAACUUCUAGGAGGAUGAGAUCUGAAGAUCACUUGA
Dipodomys ordii (Ord's kangaroo rat) is the source of this 1055-nucleotide messenger RNA. RefSeq names its product protease, serine, 57 (gene Prss57). The transcript has 5 exons. Bases 52 to 876 code for a protein of 274 amino acids. Gene Ontology annotation, molecular function: serine-type endopeptidase activity. The record is from RefSeq and is a predicted model, not a curated record. NCBI's taxonomy places the organism in Eukaryota, Metazoa, Chordata, Mammalia, Rodentia, Heteromyidae. Gene Ontology annotation, biological process: proteolysis.